AUAAUGUCUUCCGAGGUCACAUAUAUUUGCAAACGAACUGUGGUUAGCACAAAGCCAGUGCAGCCCGGAAAAUACUACCACCUAUCGGUUCUCGAUCGCCUUAUGGAGAAAAACCACUUGAGGAUCGUUUACUAUUACCGUUCUAAGGGUGGCAGCAAAGCUGGAGAGUUAACCGAGAAGCUAAAAUUGUCUCUGUCAGAAGUGCUUACGUGUUUUCCUAUUAUCACUGGACGCUUAAAGAAGAACCCUGAAGGGCAAUGGAUGAUUAAGUGUAAUGACGCCGGAGUUCGAACGGUGGAGGCUAGAGCUAGAGGAAGCGUGGAUGAUUGGCUAACGAAUUUGAAUAGAGAGAAGGAGCUUAAGCUUGUUCAUUGGGAGGACAUGUUUCAUAAACCUUACUUUUGGUCUACUUUUUAUGUUCAGCUGACCGAAUUUGAAGAAGGUGGACUAGCGAUUGGCUUGAGCUGCUUUCACCUCCUUGCUGAUCCCAUUUGUGCAACCAUGUUCAUCAAGGCCUGGGCUGACACAACCUUGGCCCAAAUCAUGCUCACUCCGCCACAUAUCCACCCUCUUCCUCCACGAAGAAUUGGUAACAUGAAUCCAAACCACAAGCACCACACCGCCUUAAUCAACCAUUACAAAUCCUCGAUUGAAAGAUCAAUUCCAUUCGACACUACAAAGCAUGUUACUGUUACUCUAUCAUUUACAGACCCUAUGGUUCGAGCUUGCAUGGCCCUGGCUCGAACCCCUGGUGCAUUAGACAUGUCAAUCCCAUCACCCUUCGCUGCACUGGCAGGGCUCUUUUGGGUUUGCGUAAGCAGGGUGAAAGGAAUUACAGAAGGGCUCAUAAACAUGUCCAUAUGUUUAGAUAUGAGAAAGGUACUAGGCUUAGAUAAAGGGUUCUUUGGAAACUGCAUGGUUUAUAACAAGGUUCAUGCAGAAUCAUUUGAUAAGAAUGAAUUAUCAGGAGCGGCCGACGCUAUAGGAGAAGUGGUGAGGAAAAUGGACAAUGAAGGAAUCAUGGAUUUGAUAGAGUGGCUGGGACAAAAUGAUAACCAAAUAUCUCCUCCUUCGAUGAACGGUUGUGAUCUUAUUUGUGCUAACCUAGAGGGUUUGGAUUCAUAUUGGACGGUGUUUGUAGAAGGGUUUGCACCGAGUCGAAUCUCUUGUUAUGUUGAACCUGUACUAGGAGAAGGGCAGAUUUUGGUGCUUCCAUCGCCAACAAGAAAAGAAGGUCCAUUGAGCAGAAUUAUCAUGGUUACUCUCACUGAAGAUGAGGUGGUUAAAUUGUGUGAAGAUGAUCUUCUUCUAAGCUUCUCUCCAACUAUAUUAAUGGGGAUAAACAAAAAUUAG
Pistacia vera is the source of this 1353-nucleotide messenger RNA. RefSeq names its product protein ECERIFERUM 26-like. Gene Ontology annotation, molecular function: acyltransferase activity, transferring groups other than amino-acyl groups. NCBI's taxonomy places the organism in Eukaryota, Viridiplantae, Streptophyta, Magnoliopsida, Sapindales, Anacardiaceae. The record is from RefSeq and is a predicted model, not a curated record. The annotation marks the transcript as partial. The transcript has 2 exons.